AUGGCAUCAACACUGCAGUCUCCAUCCCCCAAGCUGGACCGGUACAUUGUGAUCCACGUCUCCACCACUUGUGACGAGCAUGGUGUCUAUGUCACCAAGGAUUCAGCCGAAGUAAUUGAGCUGGGAUGGAUCCUGCUAGACACCAAAUCUUGCGAGGAGCUCCAUCGGGAGAGCGUCCUUGUUAAGCCCGUCAACACUCCAAUCACUCCACUCUGCACGAGCUUGACCACCCUGACCUGGGAACAUGUUCGCUCUGCAGGGACCUUUCGUGAUGCGGUGAACCGUUUCGAUGCCUUCGCCCAGGAGCAUCUCUUGUCCAAGAACCUCGAGUUCGCCUUCGUGACAUUGGAUUCGUGGGAUAUGCGUGUUCAGCUUCCUCGUGAGGCGCGAGACAAGGCCGUCGUUCUCCCCCCCUACCUCCAGCAUUCCCGCACUUUCGAUCUGCGGACUGAAUACCAGCGCUGGCAGCAACACCACCCAGAAUCCCUGCCAUUCGGGCCUAGCGAUCUCGCAAAUAUCUGUGCUGCCCUGGAAGUAGAGCCUGUGCAGUCCUCUGCGCCGAUCAAACACAAUCUUCCGUUCCACCUUCAAGCACUUGCUCCUGCGUCUCCACGUCGGGCAAUGGAAGAGGUUAUCACUUUGGCUCGUGUUCUUCGGGGCCUGAUCCGCAAGUCUCAGCCCGCACACGAACACCCCGAAAUUUUGACCCGUCCAAUGGACGCUAGAGCCGACGUCCGCGCGUUUUUGGCGGAGCGCAGCAAGGUUUUGCACAUGAGUGGGCUCCCUCAUGACACCACGCAGUCUGAGUUAGAAAGCUGGUUCACCCAGUUCGGUGGACGUCCCAUUGCAUUCUGGACUCUGCGGACCCCAGAUCAGCACAAGCCAACAGGUACUGGCUUUGCCGUUUUCUCAUCUCACGAGGAAGCUGCAGAAAGUCUUUGCAUGAAUGGUCGUGCAUUGAACGAGAGGGCGAUUGAGGUCUCUCCUUCAUCGAGCAGGGUUCUUGACCGCGCUGCCGAAAUCCUUACGCCUUUUCCGCCAAGCAAGAACCGCCCUCGACCGGGAGAUUGGACUUGUCCAUCAUGUGGAUUUUCUAACUUCCAGCGUCGCACGGCUUGCUUCCGCUGUUCCUAUCCGGCAAUUGGCCCCGGUCCUGACCCAAUGGGUUAUGCUUAUGGCUACGGGCCACCAAACAUGUUGCCUCCGCCUCACCACAUGGGUCAUCACGGCGGGCAUGGCAUGGGCCAUGGUAGAGGUAUGGGAGGUAAUGGUGGAGUCGUACCGUUCCGCGCUGGUGACUGGAAAUGCGGUGCCGAAGGCUGCGGCUACCACAACUUUGCCAAAAACAUCAACUGCCUACGAUGUGGUGGUCCACGCUCAGGCGCAGCGGUUGUGGCGGAUUCCGCUUUCCCUUCUCCAAUGGAUCCCUCAACCAGUUUUGGUAUGGGACCUGGCUCGAUCAGCAGUGCUCCUGGCGCAGCUCCAUUUCCAUCGACUGGUGCGGGUUUUGGCGGUUUUAGCCAACAGUUUGCGGCCCCACCCAGCACGUACGGAUUACCAGCAGGACUUGGAGCUGCACCUGGACCAUAUCCUCCCAUGGGGCAAAUGAACACUGGAUAUGGGUCUAGCGCUGCCUCUCACUCUGCUGCAUCUUUCGGCAACCCUGCAACACAGGCUGCAUUCACUGGAGCCGAUCACGUGCAGCAACCUGUUGGCACUUCAAACGGCAGUUUCUACAAUAACGAUUCGUCCGCUGACCCCUUCGCUUUCCUCUCCACCGGCCUAGGUGGAUUGACAGUUGCAGAUGAACCUCAUGGCCGCAGAAACGGCUGA
Messenger RNA from Uncinocarpus reesii 1704, 1833 nucleotides. RefSeq lists its product as uncharacterized. The transcript has 5 exons. Bases 1 to 1833 code for a protein of 610 amino acids. The record is from RefSeq and is a predicted model, not a curated record. Gene Ontology annotation, molecular function: RNA binding; 3'-5'-RNA exonuclease activity. Lineage: Eukaryota; Fungi; Ascomycota; Eurotiomycetes; Onygenales; Onygenaceae.